Molecule: messenger RNA, 2157 nt
Organism: Dichomitus squalens LYAD-421 SS1
Lineage: Eukaryota; Fungi; Basidiomycota; Agaricomycetes; Polyporales; Polyporaceae
Product: DNA replication factor C, large subunit
Exons: 11
Coding region: 1-2157 (718 amino acids)
Biological process (GO): DNA repair; DNA replication
Cellular component (GO): DNA replication factor C complex; nucleus
Molecular function (GO): DNA clamp loader activity; ATP hydrolysis activity; ATP binding
Source: RefSeq, a predicted model, not a curated record
AUGAAGACCGCGCGCGCAGGCCCCUCCGCCCCGGGCUCGAAGCAGAUCCCGAUGGCGCAGGACCCGAACUGCCUCGCGGGCCUCUCGUUCGUCUUCACGGGCGAGCUGAGCAGCCUCUCGCGCGACGAGGCGGUCGAGCUCGCGAAGCGCUACGGCGGGCGGGUAACAGGCCAGCCGUCGUCCAAGACGUCGUACGUCGUCCUCGGGGCGGACGCGGGGCCGUCGAAGCUGAAGGCGAUCGCGAAGAAUAACCUCAAGACGCUCGACGAGGACGGCUUCUUGGCGCUCAUCGCCACCCGCAAGGAGGAGGAGGCGAUCCGGCAGAGCGCGCGGGAGAUGGAGGCGCGCGAGAAGGCCGCCUCGAAAGCCGCCGCGGCCACCGCCCCAGGAGGAGCAGGAGGAGCGGGUGCUGCGGCACGGACGGCGAGCGAGAACCUGCUGUGGACGGCGCGGUACGCGCCGCAGAGCCUGAAGGAGAUCUGCGGGAACAAGGGCCAGGUGGAGAAGCUGCAGACGUGGCUGGGCAGCUGGGCGGCGAACGUGCGGAGCGAGUUCAAGAAGCCGGGCAAGGACGGGAUGAACGUGUUCAGGGCGGUGAUGAUCACGGGCCCGCCGGGGAUCGGGAAGACGACGAGCGCGCAUCUGUGCGCGAAGCUGGCGGGGUUCACGCCGGUCGAGCUGAACGCGAGCGAUGCGCGGAGUAAGAAGCUGGUCGAGAAUAGUACGAACAUCAUGAACACGUCCCUCGACGGGUGGAUGUCGGGCGGACAGAAAACGAACGCCGCUGGUGUGACGAUCACCGACAAGUCCUGCCUGAUCAUGGACGAGGUCGACGGCAUGUCCGCCGGGGACCGCGGCGGCGUCGGCGCGCUCGUUGCGCUCAUCAAGAGGACCAAGAUCCCGAUCAUAUGCAUCGCGAACGACCGCGGCGCGCAGAAGCUCAAGCCGCUCGUCUCGGCGACGUACAACCUCACGUUCAGGAGGCCGGAGGUGAACAUGGUUCGGUCGAGGAUUAUGAGCAUCUUGUUCAAGGAGGGGAUGAAGAUCCCUGCGAACGUCGUGGACCAGCUCGUCCAGGGCGCGCAGGCGGACAUCCGGCAGGUGCUGAACAUGCUCUCGACGUGGCGACUGGCGAACAAUACUAUGGACUUUGAUGAGGGCAAGAACCUUGUGAAGAUGAACGAGAAGUACACGGUCAUGACCCCCUUCGGGGUCAUCAACAAGAUCCUCGGCCCUGGGAUGUUCUUGCCGACGACGCGCGAGACACUGGGAGACAAGAUGGAAAUGUACUUCCACGACCCGUCGUUCGUCCCGCUCUUCAUGCAGGAGAACUACCUGAAGACCCAACCCUCGCGCAUCCGGAACCUCGACGGGCCCGAGAAGACGCUCAAGCAUCUCGAGCUCAUGGACAAGGCCGCAACGUCGAUCUCAGAUGGGGACAUCGUCGACAGCCUCAUCCACGGUCCGAACCAGUACUGGUCGCUCAUGCCCCUUCACGCCGUCUGCUCGACCGUCCGCCCCGCGUCGUUCUUGUAUGGCAUGGGCGCGGGCUAUGGCGGGCCGAACGCCAUGUCGUUCCCUCAGUGGCUCGGGCAGAACUCGAAGCAGUCGAAGCUCAGCAGACAGCUAACGGAUGUGCAGGCCCGGAUGCGGCUCAAGGUGUCGGGCGACAAGUCGGAGAUCAGGCAGUCGUACAUCCCGUCCCUGUUCCCGCAUAUCGUCCAGCCGCUCAUGGAGCAAGGAGCGAGCGCGGUGGACGAGACGAUCGAGUUCAUGGACGAGUACUUCCUCACACGCGAGGACUGGGAUACGAUCGUCGAGCUCGGCGUCGGGGACCACAACGAUGCCGGCGUGCUCAAGAAGAUCUCGACGGCUACGAAGACGUCGUUCACCAGGAAGUAUAAUUCUCGGGACCACCCUGUAGCUUUCCACAAGGCAGAGGCCCUCGGGAAGGCUCCGAAGAAGCUCGCCGCGGCGGGACCUGCACCAGACCUUGAGGAGGCCUUUGACGUCGAUGACGAAGUGCCGGAGGCUGAAGAGGACGAGAAGCAGGAGACCGAUGAUGAUCCCGAACGCGACAGCCUCAUCAAAGCCCCCAAGAAGGGCAAAGCCGCCGCAGGGAAGGGUAAAGCCCCUGCCAAAGCGAAGAAGAGUUGA